GACGAUUUCGAGACAAUAUUUAUAUAAAUAAUUGUAACAAUAAAAUGUAUGUGCGAUUAGCAUAUUCGCUUUCAUUAAUACCGAUGUGCUGUUUUACGUAGAACUUUGCAAUCGUACUUCACUUCAUUUUAAAUUAAAACAAAUUUCUUCGUGCUGAUAUCUUCACCAUGAGUAGAGACGUGAAAAAACGACAAGUCAGCACUGACCAACUAAUGAUGCUAUUGGAUUUCCUCAAAGAGCAUCCUGAUCUAGCUAAAGGCAAAGUGAGGCGGCAUCGAACCAAGUUCAGCCCUGUGAAAUUGUGGAAUUUAUGUGCGAAAAAACUCAACACAGUCAGAGACGGUGCCGUAAAGGACGGGAAAGGGUGGUCAAGGUAUUGGUGUGAUUGGAAGUACCGUGCCAAAAGAAGAGCAUUAGAGAUAAAAGCUGCCAAGAACAACCAAAAACCGUUGCCCGAAGAUUUCACUCAACUGUCUUCAACCGAAGAGACAAUUCUAAGUAUCAUCGGUCACAGCUGCAUUGAUGAUAUAUUCAUUAAAACUGAUCCACUUGCUCAAGAUAACAAUGUUGAUGCUGAUACUGAAAAUGAUGCCGAUAAUCAGUACCAAGUAACACCUCAAGAGACUCUAAAAUUGCAUAAACGGUAUUCGUCAAAAGAAGGUUCGGAUUUAGAUAGAAGCGGAUGUUCCAGUCCAAUUCAGAAAAAACGCAAUACUAGUAAUGCCCACAUUGAAGAUUCAGAAGUUGAAGACGAAGCUGCCGAAUUUUUACGCAUAGAAGUGGAUAAAUUGCAAACCGUAAAGAGGAUAGGCGAUUCAAUACAAACCAUCGCAACCGAAGUAACUAAACUCACAGAAGUGAUGGGGCACAUACGAGACCUUUUGAUGAAUAAUAGGAUGAGUAUUUAAUCCUUGUAAAUAAUUGUAUAUUUAAUCAAAGAUUUUGCAUUAAGAUUAAUUACAAAAAAUAAAAAUAGAACUAUUUUCUUUAUGUAACUGUUGGUGAUAUAAUACAAUAUAACGGGAUUUUUGUAAUUAACA
Messenger RNA from Bombyx mandarina (wild silkworm), 1040 nucleotides. RefSeq lists its product as uncharacterized. NCBI's taxonomy places the organism in Eukaryota, Metazoa, Arthropoda, Insecta, Lepidoptera, Bombycidae. The record is from RefSeq and is a predicted model, not a curated record.